Pedinophyceae sp. YPF-701 is the source of this 2118-nucleotide messenger RNA. NCBI's taxonomy places the organism in Eukaryota, Viridiplantae, Chlorophyta, Pedinophyceae. The record is from the annotation of a GenBank genome assembly.
AUGAGCGUCCCCAGCCGGAUUUCCGAGACGCGCGAGAUCCCGCUGGAGACGUACCGCAACAUCGGGAUCAUGGCGCACAUCGACGCCGGCAAGACGACGACGACGGAGCGCAUCCUGUACUACACGGGCAAGUCGUACAAGAUUGGCGAGGUGCACGACGGCGGCGCGACGAUGGACUGGAUGGAGCAGGAGCAGGAGCGCGGGAUCACGAUCACGUCGGCGGCGACGUCGUGCUCGUGGAAGGACUACCGCAUCAACAUCAUCGACACGCCGGGGCACGUGGACUUCACGCUCGAGGUGGAGCGCUCGCUGCGCGUGCUCGACGGCGCGGUGGCGGUGUUCGACGCGGUGUCGGGCGUGGAGCCGCAGUCGGAGACGGUGUGGCGCCAGGCGGACAAGUACAAGGUCCCGCGGAUGUGCUUCGUGAACAAGAUGGACCGCCUGGGCGCCGACUUCUUCAACUGCGUCAAGAUGAUCGAGACCAACCUGGGCGCGACGCCGUGCCCGCUCCAGAUCCCGAUCGGCGCGGAGGAGGCCUUCGAGGGCGUGAUCGACCUGAUCGAGAUGAAGGAGCUGGUGUGGAAGGGCGAGGACCUGGGCGCGUCGUGGGACGUGGUGGACAUCCGCGACGACCUCAAGGAGACGGCCGCGGAGUGGCGCGAGAAGAUGAUCGAGCUCGCCGUCGAGCAGGACGACGAGGUCCUCGAGGCGUACCUCGAGGGCGAGGAGCCCGACGUGGCCACGCUGAAGAAGCUCAUCCGCAAGGGCUGCCUCAACUUCAGCUUCACGCCGGUGCUCCUCGGCACGGCGUUCAAGAACAAGGGCGUGCAGCCGCUGCUCGACGCGGUCGUGGACUACCUCCCGAGCCCGAUCGACGUGCCGGCGAUCAAGGGCGUGGCCGUCGACGACCCGGAGAAGGAGAUGUCGCGCAAGUCGAGCGACGACGAGCCGUUCGCGGCGCUCGCGUUCAAGAUCAUGGCCGACCCCUUCGUCGGCUCGCUGACCUUCUGCCGCGUGUACUCGGGCACCAUCGAGGCCGGGUCGUACGUGCUGAACGCCAACAAGAACAAGAAGGAGCGCGUGGGGCGCAUGGUGGAGAUGCACGCCAACUCGCGCGAGGACGUCAAGGUCGCGCGCGCGGGCGACAUCAUCGCCAUCGGCGGGCUCAAGGACGUCAUCACGGGCGAGACGCUCUGCGACGAGAAGGCCCCGGUCAUCCUCGAGCGCAUGGAGUUCCCCGACCCCGUGAUCAAGAUCUCGAUCGAGCCCAAGUCGAAGAAGGACCUCGAGAAGCUCUCGAACGGGCUGAUCAAGCUCGCGCAGGAGGACCCCUCGUUCCACUUCUCGCGCGACGAGGAGUCGGGCCAGACCACGAUCGAGGGCAUGGGCGAGCUGCACCUGGACAUCAUCGUCGACCGCCUCAAGCGCGAGUUCAAGGUGGAGUGCACGGUCGGCGCGCCGCAGGUGAACUACCGCGAGUCGAUCUCGCAGCCGAGCGAGACGCGCUACGUGCACAAGAAGCAGUCGGGCGGGUCGGGCCAGUUUGCGGACGUGGCCAUCCGCUUCGAGCCGCUCGAGGCCGGCUCGGGCUUCGAGUUCGUGUCGGAGAUCAAGGGCGGCGUGGUGCCGAAGGAGUACAUCCCGGGCGUGCAGAAGGGCCUCGAGGAGAUGAUGAGCACGGGUGUGCUCGCGGGCUUCCCCGUCGUGGACAUGCGGUGCACGCUCUACGACGGGUCGUACCACGACGUCGACUCGUCGGUGCUGGCGUUCCAGAUCGCGGCGCGCUCGGCGUUCAAGGAGGGCAUGAAGAAGGGCAAGCCGCAGCUGCUGGAGCCGGUCAUGGAGGUGGACGUCAUCACGCCCGAGGAGUUCAUGGGCGACGUCAUCGGCGACAUCAACUCGCGCCGCGGGGUGGUCGGCCAGCUCGGGGACAAGCCCGGCGGCAUGAAGACCAUCGCCGCGGAGGUGCCGCUCGCGGAGAUGUUCCAGUACGUCUCCAAGCUGCGCGGCAUGACCAAGGGCCGCGCCAACUACUCGAUGAAGCUGGGCAAGUACCAGCCCGUGCCGCCCAACAUCCAGAAGGAGAUCGCCGCCGAGCGCGCCGGCGCCACCGCCUAA